This is a messenger RNA of Pararge aegeria (speckled wood butterfly), 640 nucleotides long. It is a transcript of the gene SmD1, whose product is annotated as small nuclear ribonucleoprotein Sm D1. Gene Ontology annotation, biological process: RNA processing; spliceosomal snRNP assembly. NCBI's taxonomy places the organism in Eukaryota, Metazoa, Arthropoda, Insecta, Lepidoptera, Nymphalidae. Gene Ontology annotation, cellular component: catalytic step 2 spliceosome; precatalytic spliceosome; SMN-Sm protein complex. The transcript has a single exon. The record is from RefSeq and is a predicted model, not a curated record. The coding region runs from base 111 to 491 and encodes 126 amino acids. Gene Ontology annotation, molecular function: RNA binding.
AUUGAAAAUAUCCGCCAUAUUUUUGUUUGGACGUUUGAGGUUAUUUUGUCGUAAAGAAACGACGCUUAUCUUGUUUCUUAGUUAAAUAAGUAUUAAAAAAGACGUAAAAGAUGAAACUAGUGAGAUUUUUGAUGAAGCUCAGCCACGAGACCGUUACAAUCGAGCUUAAAAACGGCAGCGUCGUACACGGGACGAUAACCGGUGUCGAUGUAGCGAUGAACACUCAUUUGAAGGCGGUAAAAGUAACGCUGAAAAACAAAGAGGAAUUACAACUGGAGACUCUUAGUAUACGCGGGAAUAAUAUAAGAUAUUACCUGCUCCCGGACAGCUUGCCUCUAGAAACUUUAUUGAUAGAUGACGCGCCGAAAGGUAAAGGCAAACGUGAGGGCGGAUUCCCUCGCGGAGGUUCGAGAGGCGGUCGCGGAAGAGGCCGAGGAGGCCGUGGGGGCCCGCGCGGAGGCCGUGGAGGCCGCGGCCGAGGGCGCCGAUAAGAACCAGUGCUAAAUCCUAAGACUCCAUUGUGAUUAUUCUUGUAAAGACAAAGGUUGAAAUCGUCUGUGGAAGUAAUGCAAGUCCUAAUAUAAGUCAUUUCUCUUUGUUAAGGUAAACCUAAGAAUUGUAAUACACUUGUAACAACAUA